Molecule: messenger RNA, 456 nt
Organism: Durusdinium trenchii
Lineage: Eukaryota; Dinophyceae; Suessiales; Symbiodiniaceae
Source: the annotation of a GenBank genome assembly
AUGCCUUCCGUGGCGGAGAACAUGGCCCUCAUCGUUGGCGGUGCUGUGGCUGGCACAGCUUUGACCAGCGCCUUCGUGGCCCCAGGACCUGUGGCAGAGCCCAAGACCAACCUGCGCGCAGCAGGCUAUGCCAAGACUUCCCAGUCUUCUCAAUCCAUGGGAGCCAUGGCCGGAGUGGGAGCCGUGGCUGGCCUUGUGGCAGCCGGUGCAGUCGGCAAGCGUGCAGGAAGGAACCGUACCUCCAUGCAGGCUGUGGGUGUGGGAAUCAACGGCUUCGGCCGCAUUGGUCGCCAGGUGGCCCGCAUUGCCAUGAAGGAUCCUGAGGUGGAGCUGAAGCUCAUCAACGCCAGCUACGACUCGGAUUAUUUGGCUUACAUGAUGAAGUAUGCUCCUUGCUUUCUUCUGGAAAGCUUUUGUGCGUUCUUGGCCAAGAUGCCCUCGGACAAAUCGUUGUAG